AUUCGGUACAUGAGUGUUAUGUUCUUAGUGACAUUGUAAUUAAAAAACGUAGUUAGUGGUUUCGGAUUUGUUUAAAUAAUGUUUUUUAAUCUCAAGUGCUUCAGUAAAUUGGAAUAAUGAUGGGGACUAGAUACAAAUGUUUAGUUACUGUGUUCUUGAUUUUAUUAGCUUCCCCGGAAAUUAGUCAUGGCUGUGAAAUGGAAGGCGUGAUUUUCUGGCACUUUUGGCAAGACGUUUCAAUUCAAGAUGUUUUCGAAGGUGUUGUCGUUAACAGAUCUACUUCAAAUAUUUUAGGAAUACAAAGUGUGACACAAACUUUAACUAAUCGCGGACCAUAUAUGGAAGUCUUGAUGUUAGACUCCUUUUUUAUAAUACGAACAAACGAAUCGUUCAAAUAUUAUGAGGAAUAUGAGACUUCACAUCAAAUUAGUGUCGCUACAACAUUUAAUUGUGUUGGAGGAUCUACAAAUUCAUUGACUUUCAUUAUAACGGUUAAUGACACAAAUAACAACGACCCCAUAUUUAGGCCGGACGAUGUAUAUGAAUUUACAAUGAUACCACCAUUGCCACCAGGAUUUCAAAUUACCAAUAAUCUUAAUCAAAUAUUAGUAAGAGAUAUAGACCUUACGACUCAAAGGAUAAAUUUCGAAAUUUUAGAUAACUCGUAUUUCAUAAUUGAUUAUGAUGCGUCGUCGACGACUCCUAAAGAAUUUUUAGCAUCCUUAAAAACAACAACAUUCAUAAGGAAUAUUCCGGAGACUAUCGAAUUCAUAAUAAGUGCAACGGAUGUGGAUUUAACUGGUGAUCCACGCCGAACGAGUAAUGCCACAAUACGAAUUCAAAGUGACGGCUCGUUUGAAUUGCCUGAAGAGUUAGUUUUUUCACAAACUUUUUACUUGGCCGAUUAUACAGAAGAAAAUCAAAUAAGACUACAGGAACCAAUCACACUGCAGCAAGGCUACCACGAACAAGUGACGUUUUCACUGGUUUCAGGUAUAAGCAUUUUAGACGAGCAUUAAAACUUAUUAUCGAGAAUAUGUAAAGACAACGGAUUUUUUUUAAUUAACUCACGUUUAAUUUCAGAUGAGAAUUCAAUAUAUUUUGAAAUUGAACCAAAUGGCAACGACGUUACAUUUAAUGUUGUUAAGCCAAUACCAGCCGAUGUAUUAGCACUCAGAAAGCUUUUUAUAAUAGUGAGAGCUGAUAGAGAACUUACUAGUGGUACAAGCGCCACCAUUGUUGUACAGUUACCUGAAGUAAUAAAUCUUCGAUUUGAAAAGCCUAUCUACGAAGGAGCCAUCAUUGACAACACUUUGGAACUUACAAAGCUGAUUUUAUCUCAAGGCUAUGAAAAUCAAAUGAUUUCUGUCGAUAUACAAAGUGGUUUGUAUUGAUUUUAUAUUGAAAUAAUUAAGACCUACUGUGCGUUAUGUAUGUUUUUAUGGUUUCUACAAAACUUUUAAGCUAUAUGAAAAGGGUUUUUUUUUUCAUUCCCAUAAUUUCCUCGAAAUGACUAUACGAAAAAGUAAGAAACUCAAUUGUCACAGUAUAUGAUAUCGACCUAAAGAAUAUCUCAAAAAAUUAAAUAACUGAAAUUUUUUUAUUUUCUAUCUUGAAAGGUUUUUAAGUAAUUCAAUCUCCCUUUCAGAAUACGCAUCUAACUUUGACUAUAAUGUUUUGGAGAAUCAGAUAACAAUAAUUAUGUCACCCCUUAGCAAUGACAUCAUUAACCAAAACACAUUUCUGAAUUUAAAAGUGAUCGCUUCGACUAGUCUCAGUUCAGCAUCGAGUGUCAUUACCUUAGAGAUAGUCAAAGAUGAUUUAACGACUCCUGCUUUUGAACGAGCAUUAUAUAAAGGCACUUACGACGUUGUUGAUGGAUUAACAUUGGGAGAAAUUGUAUUAAUUCAAGGCUUUGAUGAUUCUGUUCAACUAUCAUUACAAGGAGGUAGUUAUUAUAGUUCAAAUAACUAUUAUAAUUAUUUUUUUGAACAUAGUAACACAUUUUUUUUUUAAAUAUAGUACACAGAGACUUGUUUCAAAUGAGCCCACCUGGACCAAAUAUAUACCUGACAGUUUCGUCUAUACCUGUUGAGAUAUUUAAAGAACAACAGAUAUUAUUGACUAUCGAAGCUACUAAACCUAGAACUGUUGGAGCCAGUACUGCAAUAUCUAUCUCUUUACCUCCAGAAAUCCUACUAAAAUUUGAACAUCAAAACUAUAACGGGAAAAUUAUUGACAAUAUUCUCGAGCUUAAUGACCUUGUUCUGAGUCAAGGCUAUGAAUCUGAAAACAUAAUUAUCGACAUAGAACAUGGUAAUUGUCUUUGAUUUAUUUUCUAUUACUUGUUAUAUUCAUAACCUAAAUGUAUGGUAACCGCUAAUUAUUUAAUUGCAGAAUAUGCUUCUUCCUUUAGCUAUAUAAUCAAUGGAAACAGUAUAACACUAUUGAUGUCACCACUCGACGCUAAUGUUAUUCGGGAAAAUACAUUUUUAAAUUUAUUAGUGUUUGCUACCACUGAUCGUAGUUCAGCAUCAACUGUAGUAACAUUAGAAAUUGUUAAAAACGAUAAAACGACACCCAUCUUCGAGCACUCUUUAUAUAGUGGGUAUUAUGAUCCUAUAGAAGGAUUAAGUAUUAUCGACAUCGUUAUCAGUCAAGGCUACGAUGACAGUGUUGAUGUUGUGCUAACUGGAGGUAAGAUGGACUUUAUGUUAAUUGUAGCAUGAGCAUAGGCGUAUAUCUUUCAACUUGGAAAGAAACAUGGGUAGAACAUAGGUCACAUUCAACCACGCAGGUUCAAUAUGGUUUGAUGGAUA
Messenger RNA from Diatraea saccharalis (sugarcane borer), 2819 nucleotides. The record is from the annotation of a GenBank genome assembly. NCBI's taxonomy places the organism in Eukaryota, Metazoa, Arthropoda, Insecta, Lepidoptera, Crambidae.